Messenger RNA from Drosophila guanche, 637 nucleotides. RefSeq lists its product as uncharacterized. Lineage: Eukaryota; Metazoa; Arthropoda; Insecta; Diptera; Drosophilidae. The record is from RefSeq and is a predicted model, not a curated record. The transcript is spliced from 2 exons. Bases 147 to 608 code for a protein of 153 amino acids.
AUUCAGCUGUCUGCGAUAAAUAUACCAUCUCCAUUUGACUUUAUCGUGAGCUUUUUAUUGCGAAAUUGUAUUUGUAAAUAAAUACAACACCUUACCAGCUGGGCACAAAGGAAGAAGAAAUUAUAUCAAAUCAACCGGGUAGCAAAAUGGAGUCAAAAUCAAGUGUAUUGGCAAUUGGAGACGAGACCAGCGAGCCUACAGAAAGUCCGCCGUGUCUUACGCACAACGAAUACACCUUUAAGGAGGAAUUUAAGAACCACAUACAGAAGUUACUACUACCGGACGCUCCUCAACUGGCAACUAGAGCAGAUGACGAUAAAAUCGAAAAAUUUUGUGCAACAGUAAUGACGAAAAAUGGGAAACAAUACUAUGAAUUCGGUCGAGAUGAAUCUAGACAUGGACAUAUCAUAUCUGGACCAACGUUGGACCCCAAAGGGGUUACACUAUUAGUAAAGAAUCGCUUAAGCAAAGAACACUGGGUAAAUGAAACAGUAAUAGAGUCUAAAAUGCAAUGGAGAGAAGUCCAGGAAAUAGUUUCGGAUUGUCUCGAUGAGCAAAACCAUAAAAUAUAUCAUUAUUUGUGUUAUUUGCAGGAAAAUCGUAAAUGAUAAUAUAUUGUUUGACUGUUAUAUUUAAA